Messenger RNA from Stegodyphus dumicola, 763 nucleotides. RefSeq names its product omega-amidase NIT2. The record is from RefSeq and is a predicted model, not a curated record. Gene Ontology annotation, molecular function: omega-amidase activity. Gene Ontology annotation, biological process: oxaloacetate metabolic process; L-glutamine metabolic process. NCBI's taxonomy places the organism in Eukaryota, Metazoa, Arthropoda, Arachnida, Araneae, Eresidae. Gene Ontology annotation, cellular component: mitochondrion.
UCUUAUGAUCUUCAAAUGCAAUUAUGCGAAAGUAAUGUACACAUUUAUGUUUCGUUAGGCACAUUUCCAGAAAGUCAUCAAGGUAAAUUAUACAACACAUGCUUAGCAUUUGGUCCAAAUGGAGAUGUUUUAGCAAAGCAUCGCAAAGUUCACCUCUUUGACAUAGACAUACCUGGUAAGAUAACUUUCAAAGAAUCCGCAGCUUUGACUGCAGGUGAUACGCUAACUAUGUUCAAAAUUGGUAAGUGGAAUGUUGGUUUAGGAGUUUGUUAUGAUAUUAGAUUCCCUCUCAUGGCAAAUUUGUAUGCUGAGAAAGGUUGCCAGCUUUUAAUAUAUCCUGGUGCUUUUAAUAUGACCACGGGUCCAGCACACUGGGAACUUCUACAAAGAGCAAGAGCUGUAGAUAAUCAAUUGUAUGUAGCUACUAUUUCUCCAGCUAGGGAUGAAAAUUCUUCUUAUAAUGCCUGGGGCCACAGUUCACUAAUAAGUCCUUGGGGCAAUACAGUAAGCACCACAGAUGAAAAAGAAGGUAUAAUUUAUGGAGAUAUAGAUUUGGAAUAUGUACAUGAAGUUAGAGAACAAAUCCCUAUAACAAAGCAACAAAGACAUGACCUUUAUGAUAUUCAAUGCUUAUGUGAAUUUUGAAAAUAUAAUACAGAAACUAUAUACAAUUUUUGUAAAAAUCUUUUGUAUGCAUAAUGAAAUUAUAAAUUUUAGUUUUUCUUCUUGCUCUUUAUAUAUAUAUGAAUAAAUAUGUGAAAUA